Molecule: messenger RNA, 6860 nt
Organism: Williopsis jadinii
Lineage: Eukaryota; Fungi; Ascomycota; Saccharomycetes; Phaffomycetales; Wickerhamomycetaceae
Gene: POL2
Product: DNA polymerase epsilon catalytic subunit
Exons: 1
Coding region: 67-6618 (2183 amino acids)
Biological process (GO): base-excision repair, gap-filling; leading strand elongation; DNA replication proofreading
Cellular component (GO): nucleus; epsilon DNA polymerase complex
Molecular function (GO): single-stranded DNA 3'-5' DNA exonuclease activity; nucleotide binding; DNA-directed DNA polymerase activity
Source: RefSeq, a predicted model, not a curated record
AUUGAGGUUGGUGUUUACACUUGAACGGGAACAGGAGUGUUGGUUUGUGUGGUUGCAAGAGCAAGGAUGCCUCCGAAGCAGUUUAGAGGCUCCUCUAUGGGCCAUUUUGUGAAGAACGAUAGACGUACGAGGGACCCACAGUUUAGGUCUCCCAAGGACGACGCGGUGUCGAGAUUGGAGAAAGUGAAGAAGAACGAUAUGAUUGAUUCGAUGAUGGGGUUUGACAGAUUUGAGUCAGGUCCAACGAGGACCGGUUGGCUUAUCAAUAUGCAUGCGACGACGAUACCUACGCAGGAUUAUAUCGCUGGUCUGUCAGGUGCUGAUUACUACUUCUUGGAUGAAGAAGGCGGUACCUUUAAGGCAACUAUCCAACUGGACCCCUAUUUCUUCAUAGUUUGUACGCCAGGGUUUGAGGGUGACGUUGAGGAGUACCUAAAGAAGAUCCUGGAGCGCUGCAUCAAAUCUGUCUCCAGGGUGGAAAAGGAAGAUCUCUCCAUCCCAAAUCAUUUGAUUGGUAUCAAGAGAUCUUUACUGAAGUUGAGCUUCCCAAAUCAACAAGAUUUGAUGGAUGCAAAGAGAAUGUUGCAGCCCAUUGUCAAAGAUAACGAGAGUAAGAAGGAAACGAAGGAGAUUUACUCCGCCGUGAACACAAAUUACAAGGAUGAGUUUGCCAUUGGUGACACGACAAUUCAUCUUGGCGACGUUUCAGAGUACAUUGAAGAUAUGCGUGAACAUGACGUUCCAUAUUGCACAAGAGUCUCCAUUGAUAAGGGAUUAAGAGUUGGUAAAUGGUAUAAAGUCUCAGCUGAACAUGGCGAGAUUGAAUGUGAAGAGAUACCAGACAAAAUUGACUUUGGUGAUACAACCAUCUUGGCUUUUGACAUUGAAACUACAAAGAGACCUCUGAAAUUCCCUGACAGUGCCACUGAUCAAGUAAUGAUGAUUUCCUAUAUGAUUGACGGUGAUGGUUUCUUAAUCACAAACAGAGAAAUCAUCUCAGAGGACAUCGAGGACUUUGAAUAUACUCCAAAACCUGAGUACCCUGGUUUAUUUACUGUUUUCAACGAACCAGAUGAAAAGGCAACUCUACAAAAAUUCUUCGAACAUAUAAGGGAGGUAAAGCCUCAUAUCAUUGCAACCUUUAACGGUGACUUCUUUGAUUGGCCAUUUGUUGAGGCGAGAGCAGCAGUUCAUGAUUUGAAUAUGUUUGAUGAAAUUGGAUUCGCAGUUGACAACGAAGGUGAAUACAAAUCAACUUACUGUGCACAUAUGGAUUGUUUCAGAUGGGUCAAGAGAGAUUCAUAUCUACCUCAGGGUUCACAAGGUUUAAAGGCUGUUACUACUGCAAAGCUUGGAUAUAACCCAAUUGAACUCGAUCCUGAACUUAUGACACCAUAUGCUUAUUCAAAGCCUCAAACAUUAUCAGAGUACUCUGUCUCUGAUGCUGUCGCUACGUACUAUUUGUUCAAGAAGAUCAUUAAUAAUUUCAUUAUCGCUUUGGGUGUUAUCGUUCCAUUAAACCCCGAUGAACUGCUGAGAAAGGGUACUGGUACUUUAUGUGAAAUGCUUUUGAUGGUGCAGGCGUAUGGAAGUGAUAUUCUCCUUCCAAAUAAACAUAUGGAUCCUCCAGAAAGAUUCUACAACGGUCAUUUACUGGAAUCUGAAACAUAUGUUGGUGGUCACGUUGAAUCCUUGGAAGCUGGUGUUUUCAGAUCAGAUUUGGAGAGUGAAUUCAAGAUAGAUCCAACUGUUAUUGAUGAGCUUUUAGGGGAUUUGGAAAACGCUUUGAAGUUCAGUAUCGUGGUUGAAGGUAAACAGAAACUCGAAGACGUCACGAACUUUGACGAGAUCUAUAACGCAGUGAAGGAGAAACUAUUGCACUUGAAGAAUAACCCAAAGAGGAAGGAGAAACCGCUAAUCUAUCACGUCGAUGUUGCAUCAAUGUAUCCAAAUAUCAUGUGCUCUAAUCGUCUACAGCCUGAUUCGAUGAAAUCAGAAAAGGACUGUGCUGCUUGUGACUUCAAUAGACCAGGGAAGAACUGUGAUAGAAAGAUGACCUGGGCUUGGAGAGGUGAAUUUUAUCCAGCAAAGAUGGACGAGUACAACUUGGUGAAGAGAUCUCUUCAGAAUGAAACUUUCCCACCACGAUUCCCUAAUCAACCAAGACGUGUCUUUGAAGAUUUGCCGUAUAGUGAACAAGUGACGCUGAUCAAGAAAAGACUCCAGGAUUAUUCUCGUAAAGUUUAUCAUAAAGUGAAACAGACCGAAACCAUUACGAGAGAAUCCAUAGUUUGUCAAAGGGAAAAUCCGUUCUACAUCAAUACUGUCAGAGAUUUUAGAGAUAAACGUUAUGAGUUCAAAGGUCUCGCAAAAGUGUGGAAGAAGAAGUCUGCUGGUAAGGACAAGCAUGAGAAGGAAGAGUGUCUCAAGAGAGCUGUGUAUUAUGAUUCGUUACAACUAGCUUUCAAGGUUAUUCUCAAUUCCUUCUAUGGGUAUGUCAUGAGAAAGGGAUCAAGAUGGUAUUCCAUUGAAAUGGCUGGUAUCACAUGUUUGACAGGUGCUACGAUUAUUCAAAUGGCAAGAUCUUUAAUCGAAAGAUUGGGGCGACCUCUGGAACUGGAUACUGAUGGUAUAUGGUGUAUCAUUCCUAGUUCAUUUCCUGAUAACUAUACCUUUGACUUGAAGAAUGGUAAGAACGUCUUCCUAUCCUAUCCUUGCUCUAUGUUAAACUACUUGGUUCACGAGCGAUUCACGAAUCAUCAAUAUCAAACACUCGUGGAUCCUAUUUACAAAAAGUACGAUACACAUAGCGACAAUUCUAUUUUCUUUGAAGUUGAUGGCCCUUACAAGGCGAUGGUGCUUCCAACCUCGAAGGAAGAGGGUAAAGGUUUAAAGAAACGUUAUGCUGUUUUCAACGACGAUGGUACCUUGGCUGAACUUAAAGGUUUUGAGCUCAAGAGAAGAGGUGAGCUACAGCUGAUCAAAAACUUCCAGUCUGAUAUCUUCAAACUUUUCCUUGAAGGUGAUACGCUUGAAGAGUGCUACGGUGCUGUUGCCAAUGUCGCCAAUCGUUGGCUAGAUGUUUUGGAUACACAGGGAAGAAAUUUGGAAGAUGAUGACCUCUUUGAGCUUAUCUGUGAGAACAAGUCCAUGAGUAAGAGUUUGGCCGAGUAUGAAGGUCAGAAAUCGACGUCGAUUACGACGGCAAAGAGACUUGGUGAAUUUCUUGGUGCUGAGAUGGUUAAAGAUAAAGGUCUUGCAGUGAAGUAUAUUAUUUCAGAGAAACCAUUAAAUGCACCUGUGACAGAAAGAGCUGUGCCAGUCUCCAUCUUUUCCUCAGAGUUGUCAGUGAAGAGAAACUUCUUGAGAAGAUGGUUGCUAGAUUCUCAACUUGAAGAUUUCGACCCUAGAAACAUCAUUGACUGGAACUAUUACAGAGAACGUCUUCAAUCUGUUGUUCAAAAGAUUAUCACUAUUCCAGCAGCUUUGCAAGAUGUGGACAAUCCUGUUCCGAGAGUUGACCAUCCAGACUGGCUAAAGAACAGGAUUCUCACCAAGAACGAUAAAAAUAAGCAAUCUUUACUCACAACUUUCUUCUCAGCUACUAAAACCAAUCCAGUCAAUAUUGUGAAGGAUAUUGAAGACAUUGGUAAAGAUAACUCGAUUAGUGGUAAGCCAGCUUUUGGAAAAGUUACCUCCAAGAAAAGAAAGCAGCAGCAUCGUGAAACUGAAGACCCUACUGAAGAGGAAAUCAACUUAAUGAAUGGCCCGUGUCCUUCAAUCGAUGAUGAUUACGUUGGGUUCUUGAACUAUCAGAAACUUAAGUGGAAAGUCAACCAAAAUGAGAGAACCAGAAGGAAAAAGCUGUUUGGUGACACGGUGGAGUCAAGUCACCGCUCAACAGUUGGAGCAAUGGUUCGCAAUCAAGCUGAACACUUUGUCGGUUCUAAUUGGGAGAUCCUGCAGUACAAACUCGAUUCUAAUCCAGGCGAUGUAAGAGCUUUCGUUCUCAUUGACGGUAAAAUUCAGUCUUUUAUAUUCCAUGUCCCAAGGAAAAUCUACCUGAAUUGGAGAAAUGAGUCUUUUCCUGAUCGGUUGAUUCCUGAAAGCGAAGUUGAAAGGGUGGCGAGUAUCCUACCAAAUGGUAUUGAUGUCAAAAAUGUGUUCAAGUUGACUAUGCCAGAGACUGUUUACCAGGAUGAGGUUAACAGAGCAGGCAGUUUGUUCAACAGCCCAGAUGCAUGUGGGUUGUUUGAAUCUCAUAUUCAGCCAACAGAGCGUGUAAUUAUUGAACUGGGUAAUACGGUGCUCUUCAACAGUUCUCAAGUUGGUGCCCUGGGUAAGGCAUUGAAGAAUGGCUUUGAUAUGAAAUCGUUUGCUAAAAUUGAUAACUCACAUUAUCUGAACAAGUUGGCCCUGCCAUUGGUGUACCUUUUCCACAUCGUAACCAAUGAGUAUCAGGUUUUCACAUUAUAUCAAUCAUGGAAUCAGAUUACCCGUAUAUUUGUCCUGAAGCCAACUAGAAAUGCACAGGAACUUACAGGCAAUAUUGAGAAAGUUUACCAAGAUCAGUACCACAAGAAGUCCAAAAAGUUGCAGGAGUAUAUUGGGUUAUUGAAGUAUCAAGAACAUAUUGAGUUUGAAACAACCUACUUUGAUGACAUAUCAAAGCUAUACAGAAAACUCAAUAGUUUCAUCAACAAGAUCAGUGACGAGACGCCUGCAAGACCUCUUUUCGUUGUUCAGUCUCCUCAGUCAUCCAAGCUGUUGAAGAUCUUCAAAUCGAUCUCAGAAUUCCCAACCAUCAAUAUGAAGGCAUCAGAGAUACAACUUCCUGCUCUUGGGUGGCAGCCUCUUGUUAUCAAGAGAAUCUGUAACCAUAUUUUGUCAUUGGCACCCUGGAUUCAUCACUUGAGAAACAUGGCAAAGUAUGGUAAUGUUCCGCUUUGUAACUUGAAGACAACAUCCAUGGAUUAUCUUAUUGAUAUUGAAUAUGCGAGAAGACUCAAGAAUAACGACAUCGUGUUAUGGUGGUCUCCUAAAUCAAUGCCAGACUAUGGUGGUGCUGAGAAAGAUGUUUUAGCCGUGGAAAAUGAGGACCAUGACUUCCCUGUUAUCAAUAAUCCGGAGAUCUAUGAAACAGCCUGUAUUGAAAUUGAUAUUGACAACUUGACAAUUAAUACACUCCUUACGUCCGCUCUUUUGAAUGAUGCAGAGGGUACCUCCAUGGCUGAUGUGCAAUUGGCUGAGAGUUGCAACAAAGGCGCCUCAAUCUUGGCUGAAGACUCCUUCUCUGGUCCAAGUCUGAAUAUUUUGAGAUCCAUGCUGAAAGACUUAUGGGAUGAUGCUAUGAAAAACAACACCAAUGCUGAUGCUAUGGUUCAAACCUUUGUUUCUUGGGUUCAAAAUAAAGACUCGUUCCUAUUCGACUCUUAUCUGAAGCACUACGUUUUCAACUUGGCCAAGAAGUCACUAUUGCAAUUGGUUGGUGAAUUUGCUAAGCUUGGAUCUACAGUGAUAUUUGCAAACAGGUCAAAGAUCAUCUUGAAGACUACUAAAGUCUCUGUUGAAAACUCUUAUGCAUAUGCUCAAUACAUUGUGAAAGCUGUGAGAUCAAGACCUUUGUUCAACUUUCUAGAUCUAAAAAUUGAGAAAUAUUGGGAUCUACUGAUUUGGAUGGACCAAUACAAUUUUGCUGGAAGAGCGUGCUUGGAUAUUUCUGAACAAGAGGAACAAGAGCUCAUUGGAAUAUCCAAGUGGCAGAUUAAAGAUUACUUACCACCUAUUUAUCAGCCAGAGUUUGAGGAUUGGCUAGUGAUUUUCCUAGACUCACUAAUUAAAGCCAAGGCUGAGGAUAGGGAAGCCUAUCCAGGCACACCGAGAGUCACGCAGAUCGCCAAUAUCUUGAGAAAUAAAGCCAAUAAGGAUAAUGUACAGCAAGAAGAGACCCAGUCUCAGCUGACCAAUCUUUUCAGAAACCCACUUCUGAAACGUUUGAGACAACUGGUUCGUAAUCAAACCAGUGCCAUCUUGGACUCCGGUAUGAGCGAUGAGUACUCCUUCCCUGAACCACCAGGAUACCAUAUCCACAAGACAAGUCCAUUGUUAGAACUAGUGAAGUCUUUAUGUGCAGUGUUCACUCUCUCCAAGUCUCGUACCUUAGAGAUGAGACUGUUGAGAAAAGAAAUGCUCGAAGUGCUUGAAGUGAAGGAGUUCUCCAAAGAAUCUUUGUUCGAGAACCCGAGCGAUUCAUUGUUGCUUCCCGGUGUAUUGUGUGAAUACUGUUACCAUAUCAAAGACCUUGACUUCUGUCGUGACAACCCGAAGGUCCUAUGGUCAUGUGAGGUCUGUGAGAAGGCGUACAGCAAGGCAAACUUGGAGUUGGGUCUGAUUGAAUGGUUAGAAAAACUUGUUUUGAAUUAUUAUACUCAAGAUUUACAAUGUGGAAAGUGCCAUACUAUCAAAGAAGAUGAAAUGUCUAGUCAUUGUUCUUGUUCUGGAAUGUGGGAGGAAACAUUGCCAAAGGAAGAUGUUAGAAAGAAGGUUGAGACAUUUGAACAUGUUGCUGACUAUUACGAACUUAAAUUAUUAAAAGAUCACAUAGAAGAGGUCUUUUGAAUGGAUAUUUAUGGCUAACUGCCUUUUUUGGUGUAGAUGUUGUAUCACAUAAGACUCUAUACAGAUUCAUAAGCUGGUUUACUUGGUGGGAGUUCGAACAGCUUGAAAUAAUCAACUGUGACACCAUUCAAGUUUGCUUCUCCUUGAACUGGCGUCUUCCACAAGUUCCGGAGCUUCAAAGUAUCAUCGCCAGAAGCAAACCAGAAAUCAACACAGUUUUGCCUGAGUCCAUAGUCCGUGUC